ACAGAUAAUAUUUAAAAGAAAAAAAACAAGUGUGAAAUGGUGGUUUUAAGCUCCUGUUGGUCACCAAUAAUUUGGUCAAAUAAUGUGAAGACUGGUAGCUAUGCUGUCGCUGUCUAUACGGCCGCUCUAUCAAUAAUAUUCAUAACAUUGAUUUCGUAUAUGUUGGCUGGUGGGGAAUCAUGUCAAUUAUAUUCGCCUUUAUUUGAAACUGAUAUUCGUACCUCUAUGCCUAUAGUGGGUGGUAUUUUUAUAACCUACUUCCUAUUGGUUAUUGCAGCAUCUAUUUUGGUUUAUCAUGGUAUUAAAAUAAGCACGCGUGGCUUCUUAUUACCUUGGCUAAUCCUAGUGGGUCUUGGUAUAUUAUUUCAGUUAAUUUUCGGUUUAUGGUUAAUAGGCGGUUACUAUAUAUACUUGGAACAGACUUUUUCCGCUUUAUUAAACUUUUUUUGGAUGGGUUACAAUAUUUACUGUUGGCUUUGUGUAUUUUCUCAGUAUCAAAUCUUUUUGGAAUUACAAAAUCCCAACAUCGAACUACUAAUGCCUUAAGUAUUAAUUUUCAUAUGUACGUAUGUUUUUUUUUAUCAUAAGUUAUAUUUAAUUAAUAAAUUAUAUUUAAAACAAUUUUUCAUGGGCAAAGCAUCCAUCCCCUGCUUAUCUGUCUACCUAAGCGACAAUAAAUCAAUUUUUUAAUCAAAUACAAGUGGGAAACUUCGUUUUAGUUGCAUAGCAAGGCAUCUGGCCGAACUGGCGAAGCAAGCCUUAUAUAAUAUUUAUAUAAAUAUAAUACUUACUUACAAUUAUGUGCAUUUUGUUGCAACGAUUAAAACUAUCCACGCUUUUUAUUCCUGUAAACCGCCCAUACGAUUACUCACUCGCUAAGAAAGCAGGCUAAAGGCUGAGUUGUUAAAAUAACUGGCUUUCUCGCAUAUAAGGGAAAUGUUCUCCUAAGCCUUUACGUCCCUAACUUUUUCGGAUCAGUAACCAAAGCAGUAUCAAAGGCCUAUAUAAUAUGAAUUCAAUUACGUUAUUUUUACAACUUUGAAAGGUACGCUUCGCUAUAUUGGAUGCUCUGUCGGUAAAAGUAACUUUGGCAGCAAACUGGACAAAGGGCCUACCUCUUAUUCAAUUUUGGAGAUUUACCGCAAUAACACGCACCUUUGGAAAUUAUGUUUGCUUGUAUACUUCUUUACCUUUUCUCUUCUUCUUCUAUUUACGGCAAAUAAUCUGUUUAACAGAAAAUGCGCCCUGUGACAGAAAAUUUGUUAAUAGCAAAGGCCUUAACGAAUAAGUAACGAAAGACGGUUUUAACCGACACGCAAGCAGAAUAAUGUGUCUCCAAAUUUAACUUACCAAUACACAAGUACAAUCUCUCUCUAUGGUAGAGCACCCUUCCAGCUGUGCCGACAUCUUCAGCGAUGACUUGUGUACUCGUCAAAUACUGAGUAUAUGUAAUGAAUGGGCUUGAGAAUAUAACAUAAACAGUUUCUUAAGUUAUAUAAUUACGGCAAACAUACUUUUAGAUCUUAUGACAAGGACGGAUAGACGGAUCAUCAUAGCUAUACUGAUUUACAAUCCCUUAAAGCAAAAUGAAAAAUUAAAUACACUUGACUUCACUCAAUUUCAUUUUUUAUUUUAUUUUUGUCUUUCCUCACUUAAAAAUCUGUGAUUUGUCAUCAUUAAAGUGAAAGGAUAAUUGCACGCUUUUUGCUCUAACAGCCAUUUCAGAUAUAUUAGCAACUUGAUAUAAAAAAAAAAAAAAAAUCAUUUACGAUAAAUUUUAAUUACAUAAAUUUUCUGAAUGCCAAAGAGAAAAAUCGCAUAAACAA
Messenger RNA from Glossina fuscipes, 1826 nucleotides. RefSeq lists its product as uncharacterized. The coding region runs from base 37 to 546 and encodes 169 amino acids. Lineage: Eukaryota; Metazoa; Arthropoda; Insecta; Diptera; Glossinidae. The record is from RefSeq and is a predicted model, not a curated record. The transcript has 6 exons.